AUGUCUUUCUUAAAUAAAAGUAAAAAGGCAGACCUAAUCUGUCUAGCAGAAGAUUUAGGUGAGUCGCCAGACGAAACCAUGUCUAAAGUAAUUCUGAAAGAAUUAAUUUUAGCUAGUAAACAUUAUAACGAGGAAGAGGCAAAAGAAUAUUUAGAAGUUAUCGUAGCUGGAAGGUUAGAACAGGAACAAAAACUUGAAAAUGAAAAUAAACUAAAACAAGAGAGGGAAAAGGAAAAGUUCGCACUCGAAAAACUUCGUCUAGAAGUGGAAUUAUCCAGGAUCAAUCAAAAUUUGGUUCAAAAUAGUGAUCAAGUCGUGCGUGCAAAAUCAUUAGAUGAAAUAGUUAGGAUGGUUAGGCUCUUAACAGUUAAAGUUCCUAGUAAGUCAGACGGAUGGGACUAUUUCUUUUCAAGCUUAGAAAAGGCAUUUGUAAAUGAAAAUGUUAGUGAUGAAUUUAAACCAAAAGUGUUGCUUUAUUUAUUAGGAGACAAAGUGUCUAAUUUGUUAGUUAAUAUAGAAGAAAGCGAAUUAAAAAAUUAUGAAUCUUUGAAGAAAAUAGUAUUACAGGAAUACGAACCUUCACCGAAAUUGUGUUUAGAAAAUUUUCGCAAAGCUAAACGUAACAACGAUGAAACAUUUUCUCAAUUUGCAUCUCGGUUAACAUCCAUGUGGGUGUAUUAUUGCAAAUCAAGGGGUGCUAGUGAUUUUGAGACUGUAAAUCAACUCAUUGUAGCAGAUAAAAUGUUCCAAACAUUGGAUUCCGAAACGGCAACCCAUAUAGGUGUGCUACAGGGGGAAAGUUGGUUUAAGCCAAAGGAAAUGGGUAAACGUUGUGAUGUAUUCUAUGCAUCCAAGGGUAAAUCCUAUGACGGGUCAGUGAGAGCCAAAAGAAAUGAUUAUGAUGAAAGAGGUUUUCAGGGUAAUUGGGGAAAACAACAGUUCAAUGAGAAGAAGACCGAUAAUAGUAAUUUUUGCCCUAAGAAAAAUUUUGAAAAAUCAAAAAUCACAGAAGUUAGAAAGCUAACUUGUUACACUUGUGGCUCCGAUAAACAUUUUAGACGAGAUUGUCCGAAAAUUAAGGGAGCAGACUAUAAAAAGAUUAAGGUAAACAAGGUUUCCGCUGAGGGUGCAGAAGCAGAAUCAAAAGGGGAAACAGUAGCUGCUAGGGUGGAUUUACUCGGUAAGGUAAUUCCUAGGCAUGCUAUUGAAGACAAACUUUGUAAAUUGACAAAGGUAUCUGUCAGUGUAGCUGGGAAACUAGCCGAAGCAUUAGUGGAUUCUGGCACGGAAAUUACAGUUGUCAAAAGGGACUUAGUUCCUGAAGUUUCAGUCGAAGGUGCUUCUACAAUAUAUUUGAAGGGUAUUUUUGGUCCGGCGGUUAAAUGUCCUUUAGUGUACGUUCCGUUAAGUCUUGCUACUGGUGGCCAAGUUAAUGUGGUGCAUCAGCAAGUUUUAUGUGCUUUAGUAGAUGUUUUGGUGGAGGAUGUGUUGCUUCCACCGGAUAUUCUAAACAUGUUGGGAGGGGCCCGGAGUGAAGUAAAUUCACUGGCUCAGAACUCUCAGGAAUUGAGGGGUGAUCUGCAGGAGAAAGCACAGGAUAGCAUUAUCUUUGAGAAAACUCAAAGUGAAAUUACUUCAUGUGGGAAUGAAGUGAGAACGGUUAAUAAUAAGGAUGAGAAAGUAACCACUGAGACGGUUAAGGGAAGCAUGGUCGCUGAUACUUUUCGCUCUGAGCAGGAACAGUGUGUCGAAUUAGCAACGGCUUGGAAGCAUGCUAAAGAAGGCAAAAGUAACUACUAUGAGGUAGACGGUUAUCUGUUUCACAGAGACAAAAUACUCGGGGAGAGUAUUGGGCAACUGGUAAUUCCAAAGUGUAGACGCGGUGAGGUACUCAGACUUGCUCAUACCUCAGUGUUUAGUUGUCAUAUGGGUUCUAAAAAGACUCUAGAACGAAUCAAGUACUCUUUCUUCUGGGAAGGUAUGCGGACGGAUGUCAAAAAAUUUUGCGACUCAUGUAAAGAGUGUCAACUCACUCAGACUGUUAAAACUAGUGACAGAACGCCAAUUACGCCUGUCGUGAGGCCUGAAUUAUCAUUUCAGGUAGUGAAUGUAGACCUGAUAGGUCCAAUUGAUCCUCCUAGUGCGAAAGGACAUAAAUACAUAUUAUGUCUGGUUGAUCAACAUACUAGGUGGGGCGAAGCCAUACCGUUGACUAGUCUGAAUGCUAAGGCAACAUGUGAAGCUUUGUUAAGUAUAUUUUCAAGGACAGGUAUUCCUAAUGUUAUCGCGUCUGAUAACGGGACCAAUUUCACGGCAGAACUGACUAAAGAGUUUGAAAAACGAAUAGGGAGCAGUCCAAGAUUCUCUACCCCUGGAUAUCCACAAUCAAAUGGGGAAGAAGGUAGGGGAUGGCAUUUACAAAUUCCUUAUGUGCUGUGGGCGUACAGAGAAAUACCUCAUUCAACUACAGGUGUGUCGCCAUUUCAGUUACUCUAUGGUAGACCACCACAAGGUCCUUUGUCUAUCCUAAAAUCUACUUGGACAGGAAAAUUUAAUAAUGUACAAUUAAAUAGUACUUCCGUUUCCAAAUACCUGGAAAAUUUAAAAUCAAAACUAGAGAAGGCUGCAGAGCAGGCUAAGCUUGUUUCAGCAGUACAACAGGAAAAUGCGGCGUAUUAUCACAAUUUAAGAUCGUCUAACCGAGUGUACAAAGUUGGAGAUCAGGUGAUAGUAUUAAUACCUGAUUCGACUAAUAAAUUAUUUGCCAGAUGGCAAGGUCCUGCAACUAUCGUUGAGAAACGUAAUCCCCAUUCUUUUUCAGUUAAAAUGUCGGAUGGUUCUACCAAGCACAUUCAUCAAAAUAAGUUAAAACAUUACAUAGCUAGUGCUAACUCUAUAAAUGUCAUUUUUGAGGAAGAAAAAGAAUUCGGGCAUGUUGAAACUUUACCAACCGCUACCAAAGAAUCUAAAUUUUUCGAAAUUCUUGAUAAUCUUGAAAUUAAACAUGUAGACAAUUCUCAGUUAGAAACUCUUAAAAAUUUAAUCGUUAAAUUUAAACGCAUCUUUACUAAACCCGUGCAACCAGCUGCGGUUGGCACUCAUAAAAUUGAACUAUUGCCCAAUACGGUACAGAAAAAGCUUCAUUGUUAUAGUGUUCCUAUUGCAUACAGAAAGGAAGUUGAACGUCAAGUUCAAGAACUUUUAGAAUUAGACUUGAUAGAACCUUCGGUAUCCGAAAUUGCUCAUCCGAUUGUUUGCGUUGCUAAAAAGGAUUCUUCAUUGAGAAUGUGCAUUGAUUUUAGAGCAUUAAAUGCAGUCACCAAAGUUCCAGUCUUUCCCAUGAAAGAUUUGCAAGAACUGAUAUUCACUGCAGGGUCAGGCCAUUGGUUAAGUAGCUUAGAUCUUUUAAAGGGAUAUUGGCAAAUAAAAAUGGACGAGGAAAGUAAACGGUUGACGGCGUUUGCUACGCAUAAUGCUGUGUACCAGUGGAAGACCAUGCCUUUCGGUCUGGCGGGAGCAUCUGGUACUUUUCAACGUGAAAUGAACCGUGCCUUGAAAUCUCAUUCAGAGUAUGCGCAGGCGUACAUGGAUGAUGUAGUCAUUUAUUCUAGAUCUUUUAAAGAGCAUCUGUUUCAUUUAAAACUUAUACUGACAGAAUUAGAUGAAUUAGGAUUUUCUGUACGGCUGGAUAAAUGUACUUUCGCCACCAAACAAAUAAAAUAUUUAGGCCAUAUUAUAGGUGGAGGUAGACAUGGUCCAGAUAAAGACAAAAUUCUAGCAAUACAGAAAUUAAUUAGACCUACGACUAAAAAAGAGGUCAGGUCCGUAUUAGGAUUAAUGGGAUUUUACCGCACAUAUAUACCAAAAUUUGCGGAAAUAUCCACUCCACUCACGGAAUUAACCAAGAAGAAUAAGCCAAACAAGGGAAGUUGGGGAGAAGAAGAACAAAACUCGUUUGAGAAACUGAAAGAAUUACUCUGUGAGGUUACUAGUCUUGCUACCCCUGAUGCCAACUUGCCAUUCCAGAUACACUGUGAUGCAUCUGAUCAUGGUGUAGGAUGCUGUUUAACUCAGCAAGAUGCUGACGGGUCUUACAAACCAAUAGGUUUUGCCAGCCAAAAAUUCAACGCUGUACAAAAGAACUGGGCAAGCAUUGAGAAAGAGGCUUGGGCAGUGCUAUAUGGUCUGAAUAAAUUCGAUAAGUGGAUUUAUGGUGCUAAGGUGGAGGUCAUAUCUGAUCACAAUCCUCUUAAAUAUCUGAACCAAACCACUCCUAAAAGUCCAAAGCUAACCCGUUGGGCUCUAACUCUACAAAGGUGGAAUCAUUCCAUCACACAUAGACCUGGUGUACAGCAUCGAGGUGCGGACGCUCUAUCACGACUGAAAUAA
Molecule: messenger RNA, 4389 nt
Organism: Argiope bruennichi
Lineage: Eukaryota; Metazoa; Arthropoda; Arachnida; Araneae; Araneidae
Exons: 2
Coding region: 1-4389 (1462 amino acids)
Biological process (GO): DNA integration; proteolysis
Molecular function (GO): aspartic-type endopeptidase activity; zinc ion binding; nucleic acid binding
Source: RefSeq, a predicted model, not a curated record